Micropterus salmoides (largemouth bass) is the source of this 2226-nucleotide messenger RNA. Its product is annotated as myb-related protein A-like. The record is from RefSeq and is a predicted model, not a curated record. Gene Ontology annotation, molecular function: RNA polymerase II cis-regulatory region sequence-specific DNA binding; DNA-binding transcription factor activity, RNA polymerase II-specific. Gene Ontology annotation, biological process: regulation of DNA-templated transcription. Lineage: Eukaryota; Metazoa; Chordata; Actinopteri; Centrarchiformes; Centrarchidae. Gene Ontology annotation, cellular component: nucleus.
CACGAAGAGCCGCUCCAGCUGUUCAGGACGGAAAGGGUUGGAUGGACGGUUCUCCAGAGGGACUCUACAGAAGCCUGGAUGGACAAAAGACGAGGAUGAGAAGCUGCACAGACUGCUGAAGGAGUUUGGAUCAAACAGCUGGUCUUCAGUCUCUCUUCAUUUUAAAGGUCAGAGGUCAGACGUGGAGUGUCAGCGGAGGUGGCAGCAGAUAAAGAACCCAGAGCUGGUCAAAGGACCCUGGACUCAGGAGGAGGAUGAGAAGGUCAUUGAGCUGGUUCACAAGUACGGCGUGAAGCGCUGGUCGCUCAUCGCCAAACACCUGCACAGUCGGAACGGGAAGCAGUGCCGUGAGCGCUGGCACAACCACCUGAACCCGCUGGUGAAGAAGAGCGGCUGGACGCCGGAGGAGGACCGCGUCAUCUGCCGGGCCCACAGGCUGCUGGGAAACCGCUGGGCCGACAUCUCCAAGCUGCUGCCCGGCAGGACCGAUAACUCCAUCAAGAACCACUGGAACUCCACCCUGAAGAGGAAGGUGGAGAAGGAGGGCUACCUGCAGGUCCUGCACCUCUACAACUCCCGGGGCCCCCCCAGCACAGCCAGCAUCCCCGCCAAGCAGGCGGACAGUCUUUCCAGCGGGAAGGACGAGUCCAGCUGCACCUCCAGCGAUCUGAGCAUGUGCGGACGUCAUAGCAGUCACGCCCACUUGUGCUCCGUCUGUGUCCCCGCCUCCUCCUCGGGCUACGACUCCUCUUUGAGCAUGUGCGAGCUGACGGCGCCGGUGGAGCUGAUGGAGGAGAACCCAGAGACCUGGAGCCGUGGCCCACAGGAAGUGACCUCAUCGCUGUCCACCUGCCUGUACAAAGACGCCGCCGACCCGUCAGUUAUUAAUCUGAGCAGGAGCUACGUUGCAGGUCUGAAGGAGCAGCUGGUGAACAGCGAGGACGGAGCCUCCUGCAUGGACGCCACCUCCUCCUGGAGCAGAGGCAGCAUGCUGGGAGCUCUGACCUUCUCCCCCUCCGAGUUCCUCAGUCUGUGCGGUGUGGAGGAUCUGAAGCUACAGCGUCCGGCUCUCACCUCCACCCCUGUCUGUUCCCUCAAACACCCCCCCACCGGCUCCCAGGACGACUCCUGUCUGCACUGCAGCCACAGCAGCCAGACGCCUUCAGAGAUCAGAGACAGGAUCAGAGUGCUGUGCAGGUCCACCCCUCAAACACCGACACCGCUGAAGACCCACAGCAGCAUCCAGGACGAGGUGUCGGUUUGUUCGAGCAGGAUGAUGAAUCUGACGUGGGAGGAGCGAAGUGCUGAUCCUGACAGUCAGCAGUCUAGCAGCAGCUCCGAGGUCCAGGGAGAGAGUCUGCUGAGCUCCAUCCUGCAGGUCCAGAGAGAGACCAGCCCCAUCUCACAGGAUCAGAGAGAGACCAGGUCCAUCCAGCAGCAGGUCCAGAGAGAGUCCGGCUCCGUCCUGGGCUGCAAGGAGUUCGGCUGCUUCCCGCUGGAGGGGCAGAUGGAGGUGUGGUGGUGCCAGCAGCCAGUCGGUUACCUGCACUCCCCUGAAUGUCCUGCCUACAAACUGAACCCCUUUGAGCUGAGCGGUGACCUACAGGUGGUGAUGUUUGGGAAGACGGAGGACCAGGUGAGUCUGACGGAGCAGGCCCGGCUCUACGUGGAGCCCUGAUCCUCCUUGCUCAGCAGCUGGUGAGGACAGCGGCCUGGAGAUCCGACCCGCCUCUGCUUCGUGUCCCUGAAGGCGGCUGGAGGACAAACGGAGGGAAACGCUGCUCGGUCUGGAGACACCUGCUUUCUUCAUCCUCCUCGUCCGUCUGAGACGAGCAGCGGCCGGAUCCCGACGCGUCGACUCUUUUUAUUAUUACAAUCUGUUUUUAUUUGCCGAGUCGACGUGUGAAUCAUGAGUCAGCACUUUAAAUCGGUUGUGGUGUCCGGACGUUCACUGCAGAGGCUCUUCAGUUCGUACAGCUGAGCUUUGAUUGAUUUAUUGAGAAGUUUACAGAAAACACACAUUUUACUGAAAACAUUUUUAGAAUCCAAAACAAGCUUUUAGAUUUUUAAUGUCCAUUUUUAGCCCUGUUAUUUAUUUGAUUUUCUGAAAGACUUUCUAUUUAAACCUCAUCACUUUGGAUCAAACUCUUUGAAACUCCCGAGUGCUUUUAUUUAUUGAAUGUUCGAAGCAGGAGACACUUUGAAAUAAACCUCUGUUAAAGUGAA